Messenger RNA from Papaver somniferum (opium poppy), 5184 nucleotides. RefSeq lists its product as uncharacterized. The record is from RefSeq and is a predicted model, not a curated record. The transcript is spliced from 2 exons. Lineage: Eukaryota; Viridiplantae; Streptophyta; Magnoliopsida; Ranunculales; Papaveraceae. Bases 1767 to 2975 code for a protein of 402 amino acids.
UCAAUUUUUCUGUCAAACCCUUAAGAUAUCUUCUCUCAUAUCUGAUAUAAUUGUAACUUUACUGAAAUAAAUGUGUAAUUAUCUAAACAACUGUUAUGCAAGAAAAAAUCACCAUUAAUUAGUCAAUUUCCAUUAAUUUUGGUAAAUAUAAUACUAAUCUGGUAUUCCUACGUUAUGUUUAUAUCCUAAUCAAUCUCCAUUGAUUUUGGUAUUUCUGGUAAUUUUGGUAUUUUAAUUAUAUUACUUUGGUAAAUGUAUAGCAUUCCUAUUUGUGUAACUAUUAUAGUUAUACGCCACGGCUUCGCUGCGGCUCGGGAUGCGGCGUCGGGGGUAACAACAUAGGUUUUAAGCGAUAAAUGGUGUGGAUUUUGAACGUUUUGGAGUUUUGAUAUAGUUGGUAACUUGGGUUCUUUUUAGAAAUCGAAUUUGCAGGGAAGGAUUGUAUAAAAAGGUGCUUGAUACUACAAGGAGACAUGCAUUUCUAGACCACCACAAAGCUGCAUGUCAUGUGUUCGAUAAAAAUCCUAAGAUAAGAACAGAAAAGAGUAUUUGUUUUGCAUGUACCCCUCUGUGUGCUUGGUGAAGAUAGCUGCGGAGAUCAUCAAGUUCAACUAAAUUGUUGAGGUAAGAUAUUUCUUGCCCAAACAACUGGCGCCGACCUAGGGGAAGAUUGUUAGCACGAUUGUUUUACCUGAGAUAAGAAGAUGUCAAAAGUCAGGAACAUAACUCAGAAAAAGAACCUCAACUGGCAGUAGUCAUGGGGUGGCAGACGGGCUCAAUAGCUGGAAAAGGCAGCCAACGCCAAUACGUGAAGAAAUACCGUCAGAUGAUGAGAGGAUGAUGGAUGAUGCCCUGUUGGAGGAUGGUGAAAUACCAGACAACAGAAAAACUGGAGAUCAUGCGGAUGAUCAGUAUGAUCGAGAUUCCUCGCAGAUGGAGAAAUCCAAGUCAAGGGAGAUACCAGUGACUGACUCGCGAUCCCUAAGGGAAGAAAAAAAAGUUGAUGAGACUCCGGCAAGUUCAGUGUUAACUAAAGAAGCUGGAGAAAGAAAAUGAUCGUCUGAAAUCAGAGCUUGGAAAGAAUAAAAUUCAUGUGGAAUGGUCUUACGCCUCGCAUACUGGGGGAUACACGUCAACCAACACAUGGUUCACUUCGAACCGGCGCGUCUGGCAUCGUUUAGGAGAUAAUGGUAACCGGACUAAUGUUGAUGGUAACAAGACCGGACAGAGAAAAGUUAUUAACCUUGAACAGUCUCCACGACACUAGAUUCAUGGCCACUAGGAUAUUUCCUAGGCUCUCGAAUCAAUGGAGGAGGGAAGGUAUCCACGGAGCCGCUACCGAUAGCCGCCAGACUGGUUUGGAGAGCAGUGAUCGACACUAUGAACUUGAUCGCCAGAGGCGAUAUCCGCAAUCUGACGCCUAUGAAGGUAUCAAAUAAUCACCAUCAUAUGGCAGCAGAAGGCUUCAAUCUGAAGUCAGAGUCCCUCAACGCAAAAGAAGGCGUGAGGAAGAGAACUAUCACAACGAUGUUUCAGCAGGCGAGAGAUUGAGCGACCGACGACUCCGAAAAAUGAUCGAGAAAUGUCUUUUACAAAAGGAUUCACGUGAAGAUAAGUUGCAGCGGAUCCGUUGUGCAGCUGGAUCUCCUUUCAUGGAUAACAUCAGGCAGUAUCGACCUCCACACAACUUCAUGGUUCCAAAACUAUCAUAGUUUGAUGAAAAGUCGGACGUCCCAAAUCAACAUAUUUUGCUUUAUGAGACUGCAAUGACGUUGUGGGAGUUUAGUGACGAACUAAUGUGCAAAAUGUUUCCUCAAACACUGACCGACGGGGCCAUAAUCUGGUUUAACCAGUUAAAGUCACGACCGAUUGGGACGUAUGAAAAGUUAGUCGAAAUUUUUUGCGAACACUACAAUUAUAAUCGACAGGGAAGAAAAAAUUCUCACUCCUUGUUUAUGCUACAUCAGCGAAAAGGUGGAGGAAUUAGGCAGUUUCUUCAGCGUUUCAAGCAGGAGUUGGCAGAGGUCGUAGAUGAAAGUGACGAAACAGCUAUAGAAGCUUUCAGGCAAGCAUUCCCAUGGGAUCUCAAUGGGAUGUACAAUUCCUUGACUCGCAAGCCUGCAAAAAAUCUUGAGGAGCUAUAUGAUCGUGCGGAAGAAUAUGCUCGAGUUGCAGACGAUCAGAAAGCGCGAGAGGCUAGGGAUGUUGAUAUCACAGCUUGCAACUCGCAGUCAAAAGGAGGAGGCAAGAAAUCCAAGUUGAAGAAUCAUCCAAAAGGACAACCUAAUGAACGGACAGAAGCUGGUGAAAAAACUCCGAAACAGGAAAAGAAACUGACACCUCCGAAUAUUGGGUUGUCAGAGUUGUAUGAGAAGAUCAAACGAGAGCUAAAGACACCACGUCCGUUGCCAGCUGACACCCGCGACAAGCGAGAUAAAAAUAAAUAUUGUGCAUAUCAAAAGGAUAUCGGUCAUACAGCUGACAGUUGCGGUGCACUACAGUUCGAAGUGCAGGGGUUGAUCGACAAUGGUUUGCUGCAAGAGUAUGUCAAGAAAGAAUUACAUCCCACUCAAGUGAAUUUGGCCUUGUCUCGAGUAAUCAAUGUCAGCCAUGCGAGAAUUAACUCGAUUGCAAGACGAGCUUCUGUAGAUGCGUCCAAGAUUAAGCUAAGGCAGAUUAAAGAAUGGUACAUCGUGAAUAACAUUGAUUUCGCUAAUGGCCAUGGUGCAGAGACAUUGGAAGUCGGGUGCAAAAAGAUCGAAUUUACUGAGGAAGACAUGAAAGGUAUAUAUUACCCUCAUAACGAUGCAGUUGUUAUUAGCGCCUGGAUUGGAAUGUUUCGCGUGCACCGUGUUUUAGCAGAUAGCGGUAGUUCUGUGAGUGUAAUAUUCUCGGGAGCUUAUUCUUCGAUGAACUUGUCCCAUGACCUUAUUGAGGAGGAUGGGAAUCCAAUAAUUGGGUUAGCGGGGAAGUGACCAAAGCAGUUGGGAAAGUUAGACUUCCUGUGACAGUAGGAAACAAAUCUGUUGUUGAGAAUUUCCUAUUGCUAGACAGUCGCGCCCCUUACAAUGCAAUUCUAGGUCGAGAUUGGAUAAUUGCCAUGGGGGCAGUUGCCUCAUCAUUUCAUCAGUGUUUGAAGUGUCUCACUACUAAUGGAUUAGUGAAGGUCAGAAGUGAUCAAAUGACAGCUCAUGAGUGCCAUGAAAAUGCGAUGGAAGAGUACCGCAAGUAUGAAAUGAGGGGACAUCAUAUCCUCCACGCUGAAAAUAAAUAUCAAUUACAAAAGACUCCUCCAUCUGAAUCGUACGCAGGUGAAGAUGCAGCUGAACCGCCUUCGGUUGAAAAACUUGUAGAAAUUCAGAUCGGAGGAUAAAGUUAUCAGACCACGUUAGCAGGGGCAGACUUACUCGCGCACGAACUUGGUAGUUUGGUCACUUUAUUUAGAGCAAACAAGGACGUAUUUUCUUGGAGCUCCAGCGAGAUGCCGGGGAUAGAUCCUCUUGUAGCGUGUCAUCGUCUCGACAUCAAUGAAAACUUCCGCCCCGUCCGGCAGAAACAUGUCACCAAGCAAGAAGGCGGCAGUAGCAGAGGUGAUUGAUAAACUUUUGGAAGCCGGUUUUAUUCGCCCAGUUCAAUACCCGCAAUGGCUAGAUAGAAUGUAGCAGUUCCAAAGAAGAAUGGAAAGAUUCGUAUGUGCAUAGAUUUUACUAAUCUAAAUAAGCCUUGUCCAAGUAACCCCUACCCGUUUCCAAGAAUAAGUGACAUGGUUGACGCUACAUCUGGGUAUGGAAGAUUAUCAUUUAUGGACGGGUUCUCGGGAUAUAAUUAAAUCCCCUUCCAUAAAGAUGACCAAGAACACACUGCAUUCAUCACAGAUCAGGGUGUUUAUUGUUAUAUCGUCAUGCCGCUCGGGCCUGAAAAUGCUGGAGCGACAUAUCAACAUCUCGUGGACAUCAUGUUCAAAGAUUGAAUGGGAAAAACAAUGGAAGUCUACAUUGAUGAUAUGGUGGUUAAGUCCAAACAAGUAGAGUCACACUUACUUGACUUGCAACGGACAUUUGAUCGCUUGAGGCAAUAUCACAUGAAGCUACACCCAGCAAAAUGCUCGUUUGGAUUAUCGUCAGGAAAAUUUCUUGGAUACUUGAUGACUCACAGAGGAAUCGUGGCGAAUACGGAUCAGAUCAGAGAUAUUCAAGAUAUGCCAUCUCCAAAGACAAAGAAAGAAGUCCAAAAGUUGACGGGGAGGCUGGAUGCAAUAAGUCAGUUUAUCUCUCGACUGUCAGAUCGAUGUAAACCAUUCUUCGAUAUCUUGAGGAAAGCUGCAACUUUCUGGUGGACAAGCGAGUGUGAAGAUGCAUUGCAAUAAAUCAAAUGAUACUUAACAUCCCCGCCAGUUCUGGCUAGUCCAAAAAAAGGGAAACCGGUUGGGGUUUAUCUGGCAGCAACUGAUCAUGCUGUUAGUGCAGUUUUAUUCGUGACUGAUCAUAUGGAGAAAUCAGUUUACUUCGUUAGUAAAUCUCUAACGGGGGCGGAAACUCGGUAUUCUAGAAUCGAGAAGAUUGCACUGGCAUUGCUUCAGGCAUCGCGACGCCUCAAACCUUAUUUCGAAGGAAGGGUCAUUAAGGUUUACUCUGAAUAUCCAUUGAAAAAGAUUUUAGAACGAGCCGAUGAUGGAAGCCGACUAGCUACUUGUGCAAACUUUUUGGGAGCUUAUUGUAUCCAUUAUGAAUCUAGAACUGCUGAGAAGGGUCAUGCACUGGCAUCCCUUCUCGCUGAUUUUUCAGUCGAUGAUAUCAACACAGUGGUCGAUGAGGAAGAGCUUCUGCAAAGGCCUGAAGAAGAUACCCAUACUCAAAAUAAGCUCGACCUAAAUUCAGGUGACAGUGAAUCCAAUACUUAAUGGAUAAUUGUUACUGAAGGCUCUUCCAAUUGCAGUGGAGCUGGCUUUGGGUAUGUACUGCUUAGUCCUGAAGGUCUAAAAGUGGAGAAAGCUACGAGGUUAGGUUUCCCAGCGACCAACAAUGAAGCAGAAUAUGAGGCUUCAAUAACAGGACUGAAAGUUGUAAUACAACUGGGGGCGAAGAAUGUUAAACUGAUAACUGACUCAAUGUUAGUGGUUAACCAGUUCUUAGGUACAUACAAAGCUAAGGAAGAUAUUAUUUUGUCUUACCUAGAUGUUGUUCA